AUGACGACAUUAGUGAGAAAGAGAAGGCAUCAACAAGCACUAAGGCUCGCUCCAACACCACCUCCACCGAUGACUGCAGCAGCUGUCUUCACCCACAAGAGCAUCUUUCGGGCAUUGCCUCCAGCUUCCAGUCCUGACUCUCCCGGAAUUAUUGAAAACCUCUCUUAUCUCGAAAAAGGGGUUCUUGGCCACGGGGAUAAUGGCAGCAUCGUCUACAAAGUACGUCACAAGAAAAGCUCAUGCAUUUAUGCCUUGAAAGUCCUCCGGUUUGACAACAAUGCCGGCAUAGUUAUCUUGCAACAGGCGGCGCGUGGGGCGGAGAUCCUCAAACUUGUUGACUCGCCCUACGUAAUAAGAUGUCAUGGGGUUUUUGACAACGGGGCGUUCAUGAGUCCAGAUCAUAAUGACAAUGAGGGUCAAGGUGAUUUCUGUUUUGUGAUGGAGCACAUGGAAGGAGGCUCACUGCAAGAUGUGCUGCGAGCACGUCAUAGAUUACCGGAGCAAGUAAUCUCUGGCGUGGCGAAAUGUGUCCUCCAUGGACUGCACUAUCUACAUGCCAUGCAUAUUGUGCAUAGAGACAUAAAACCCUCAAACCUUCUCAUAAACGAUAGAGGGGAGAUCAAGAUUGCAGAUUUUGGGGUGAGUCACAUAGUUGCAGGUGCCCAUGAGCAUUGUGACUUGUAUAUGAGUACGUAUGCGUACAUGAGCCCUGAGAGGUUUGAUCCAGAGAGGUGGGGUGGUGACAAUGUAGAUGGUUUUGCUGGAGAUGUGUGGUCACUUGGAUUGGUGGUGUUACAAUGCUACAUAGGCCAGUUUCCGCUCCUUGAACCGGGGCAGAAACCGAACUGGCCAACAUUGAUGUGUGUGAUUUGCUUUGGGGAGAACCUGGAGAUGCCGGAGAUGGCCUCACCAGAGUUUCGGAGUUUCAUUUGGAGAUGUCUUGAGAAGGAUUGGAGGAAGAGAGCAAAAGUUGAUGAGCUUCUUGACCACCCUUUUGUGAAUAAAACUUGUUGCGCUUCAACUGAUCAAGAGCUCAUUUGA
Molecule: messenger RNA, 1041 nt
Organism: Argentina anserina (silverweed cinquefoil)
Lineage: Eukaryota; Viridiplantae; Streptophyta; Magnoliopsida; Rosales; Rosaceae
Product: mitogen-activated protein kinase kinase 10
Biological process (GO): protein phosphorylation; MAPK cascade
Molecular function (GO): ATP binding; MAP kinase kinase activity
Source: RefSeq, a predicted model, not a curated record